UGUGUCCCCCCCCCGCCCUCCCAUUGACCGUCGGGGGCGGCAGCCAUGGCGGCCGGGCCUCCUCCGCCGUUGGAGCCCAGCCCGCUGCCGGUGUUCAGCGAGGAGGGCUUCGGGGACAAGUUUCUGCGCAAGACUCGCGAGAACCCUCUGGUGCCCCUCGGCUGCCUCUGCACUGUCGGCGUCCUGACUUACGGACUGAUCAGCUUCAAGAGAGGCAACACCCGGCAGUCCCAGCUGAUGAUGCGGGCACGUAUCCUGGCCCAGGGCUUCACCUUCGUGGCCCUCUUGGGAGGCAUGGUGGUCACGGCCAUGAAAUCUAGAAAAUGAAAUCAGGCAAGAGAGAAGCUGUGGCUGCGCGCUGCCAGCCUGUGCCCCACCUGGCAGGGUGGAUCCUGGCUGCGGAUGGAGUUUUCUGAGAGACAGUUGUGAUGUCUCAGUGGAGCAAGUAUCAGAGAGGCUCUGUGUUCCAGAGCGCUGGAAAUGUGGCUAAUACACCUCUGUGAUUAACCUGAAA
Phalacrocorax carbo (great cormorant) is the source of this 514-nucleotide messenger RNA. The record is from RefSeq and is a predicted model, not a curated record. NCBI's taxonomy places the organism in Eukaryota, Metazoa, Chordata, Aves, Suliformes, Phalacrocoracidae.